Molecule: messenger RNA, 2869 nt
Organism: Haliotis rubra (blacklip abalone)
Lineage: Eukaryota; Metazoa; Mollusca; Gastropoda; Lepetellida; Haliotidae
Product: sulfoquinovosidase-like
Exons: 1
Coding region: 87-2669 (860 amino acids)
Biological process (GO): carbohydrate metabolic process
Molecular function (GO): carbohydrate binding; hydrolase activity, hydrolyzing O-glycosyl compounds
Source: RefSeq, a predicted model, not a curated record
GGUACACAGUCAAUAAACCGGGAGUACGUCAAGAGCUUGUAUGGAAACAGAAACAGUGUUGUCCCUUGAUACUUCCAGUGACGGACAUGAAGGUGAACGUGUGCCUUGUCCUCAUCUACAUGAGCGUGGGGUUCAUGGAUGGCAGGUUCCUCGUCGAAGAAGACACAAAUACAGUUGUCAUUUUCUCCGGAGAGUUAAAGAUUGAGUUAUGGAAGAACCCGUAUCACAUGGUUGUGUACGACAACACUACAGGGAAAUCUAUAGUCACCGAACGUUCUGAUAAAGGACAUCGUCUUGGUUAUGGAAGGUGGGUGGGGGAAUAUUUCCACAUCUAUGAAGGUUAUUUAUGGAGGCUAGGGGACAUCGUGGAAUGGUACGAGGCCACAAGCCUUGUUUCGGUUAGUUACGGCUCCAAUGACGUCACGGCAUACAUCGCCACCGACGACCCGAAGAACACAACGAUUGAGUUGAGACUGUACGACCUGUGUCAAAGACAGAUGUCCUUCUCCUUCACAAUACCCGACGAGUCCAUGAACAGAGUGAGGUGGACAUUAGACACCCCUGACAGCCAACACGAAGGGUUCUAUGGGUUUGGCGAGCGCUUCAACUCUCUGGAUCAAAGGUUAUACAAGGUCGGGUGCUGGACGCAGGACGGAAGUUUCAGUAUCGGCAAACUCUUUCCCAACUUCCGGUUUCCUGGAGGUGAAUCCAGUACGUAUGUACCCAUGCCGCUGUUUCUGUCCACGAAAGGGUACGGCUUCCAAAUGGACACAACAUACAGGGUAGAAUUUGAGUUUUCCCACGUUUAUAUUGCUGAAAUUCAAAUAGAAUCGAACAUUUUUGCAGCAACACUGUUUGGGGGUCAUAAUGUCAGAGACUCCUUCAACAGAAUCAUCGAGACGAAUGGGCGCUCACUUAUACCGCCAAAAUGGGCGUUCGGACCGUGGAACCAGCUAGACGAUGAGGUGGCGGGAGUCAAUAUGUCACAACGCACCGACGAUAUGCUGUUUAAGUAUGACAUUCCCUUUUCAAUGAACGUUAAUACAAUUCAUUUUCUCCCAGGAGGGGUAAACGAAAGCCAGUACGCCCAAAUCCUAGCUCGGAACGAGAAACUGCUGAACAUGGGGAUCCCUUCUACGGCAUACUUUAACCCAAUGGUUGAAACCUCCUACAGUGACACCUACAACGAGGGUGCAGCCAAAGGAUACUUCACCAAGAAUGAGACUGGAGAUCCCUACCAGUUCCUGUACAUAGCCGCCCACAUAUUCCGGGUGUCGCAGGUCGACUUCACCAACCCCGACGCCGUCACCUGGUACCAGGGUCUUCUCCAGCAAGGAAUGGACCUCCAGUUUAAGGGCUGGAUGUACGACUACGGCGAGUACACGCCGUCUAACUCUGUCAACAGUCUCAACCAGUCGGGUUUGGAGUCGCACAACGAGUACCCGCUGCUCUACCAGAAAGCCUGUUUUGACCACCUGACAGCAAACAACACACCCGGGUCCCCCUACGCCCCUGAUUAUGUAUACUAUGUCAGAUCCGGCUACACUGGAUCCCAGAAGUACACGUGGGCUCACUGGACUGGGGACCCGUCUACGGACUGGUCCCAAGGCAGCGGGAUGAUUGCACAGAUGAGGGGAAGUCUUAACAUUGGUAUUUCCGGUAUGCCCUUCUCGGGUUCUGAUAUUGGCGGGUAUGAGUGGUACACAAACCGGGCUCCGAGCCUGGAACUGUGGGUUCGGUGGACACAGCUUGGAGCCUUCAGUGGACUGAUGCACGAGCAGGGGGGCGGGAAGGGCAUAGGGGCCAAGACACACAUAUUCGACACCCCCGUGGGAACACAACUCUGGAGAAAGUUUGCUAAACUAAGAACGCAGUUGUUUCCAUACAUCUACACACAAGCUCAUACCGCUCACGAGACGGGCCUUCCGCUGAUGAGGGCACACAUUCUGGAGUUUUAUGACGAUCCAGAGGCUUUACUUCCGGAGGACCAGUACAUGUUUGGAGACAGUAUCCUAGUCGCCCCAAUACUCAAUGAAAACUGGACAGGUAGGACGGUGUACCUGCCCAAAGGAGAAACGUGGAUAGAUAUCAGCAGCAACAUGACGUAUGACGAAUCUGAUGGGAGAUUCCGCAUCGGACAGUCGGAACCACUUGAGGGAGGCAAGUUUGUAACAAUUAGUGCUCCAUUAGAUACUAUUCCUCUGCUAGUUCGGGCAGGGUCAAUCAUCCCAGCGUUCGAUCCCCGCGUCCAAGUUCUGAGGACAGCACCACACCCAAACGUUACCGGAUAUGACGAAAUAAAGACUCUGUACUUGUGGGUGUGGCCAACGUCGACUGACUCAUCGUCAGGACAUGACUGGCAGGACAACACCUUCAGCACGUCGCCGAUGUCGUCGUCGGUGGGGAAGGGUUUCGACGUAGCUCUGAACGUGACGUCGGCUAAUUAUGACACUGUUAUUUGUCAGAUUGCCAUCAAUGGAGGGCGGUCAGUGAAUUCGGUGACGGUUGUUGGUGGAGGUUCAUCACUUACGGAGGUGUCCACGUGGCAGGCUGUUGUCGAUGAUGCAGAAACCGCCGUUGGAGCUUGGACGUUUGAUACCCAAAGACAUAUUCUCUGGAUUAAAGUUAGCACCAAACCUAUUGUCAUUAACGCUUUGUAUACAGAAUAGUCUUCGAUAAGUCUUUGUUCUAUGCUAUUUUUUACAAUUUUUUCUGGGAGAGAUAUUAAGGACAGCACGGGAUCAGUGUCCUCUCGUCCGUCUACUGGUGGCAUGUUGUCGGCGCUAGCUAGGACCUGAAAAAACACGGACGAUGUGUGUACCAUUUCUGAUUUAGAUUUAUUUAUGGCAUUAAAAUACUUUAACUUGAA